AUAUCUCUGAGCAGUCUUCAAAAAAAUAGGCAUAUGAUCACAGAAAAUAGUUGGACAAAAGUGGUCAAAAGUAAAAUAAAGAUGGAUUUUAUGAAUCGAAGAUAGAGGACGCUACGUUAGUGAAAAGAGGAGAGGAGGACGCCGCUCUGUAAAUGUAGCGUCCAAUGAAGUGUAUCAGCUUGGCGACGAAACACACAAGUCCGAAAGCCAAAAGUUGAACGUUGAACUGAGAAGAGCAUAAAGCAAAUAAAAUCAUUGUAUUUACUAUCUUACAUAUCUUUCCGAAUCCGCAACUGCAAUAAAAACAUCGAAUCUAAAGAAAGGAUAGCAUCGUCGUUUUAUUCUUUUACACUAAGAGUGUGUGCUGUGCCUGUGUGUGAGUGUGGGUGUGCUGUGAAGUUGCGACAAAUAGAUGAAGAGGACGGAGCAAGACAAAAAAAGAUACAUUUAUCAAUGUUGAUCCUUCGCAUCGGAAAAUAGUUUGUCGAGUACAGAUAGCAUCUGUAUCCAUGUAAAUAGUGUAUGUUCUUAGGUUUUUUACCGUGAUUGGUGUUGGCACGUUUCGGAGGACGCUACUUUUUUCGUAUAUAUAGAACGAGGCAGGUGGAUUUAUCGAAUCGUAGCGUGCGCGCGGGGGGGAAGGAAAAGAAAAGAAAAAAGCAGCAGCAAGUGGUCAACGAGUCUCGUCCCGUUGCGACAAGAACGUGCAAGAAAAAGGGGACCGCCCCCUGCCCCCCCAGAGUGAAUAGUCGAGCGAUAUGGCAAGGGUAAUGCGUCAGUGCAACGGGCCACGAGUAUUUAGUGACUUAACGGUAUCUUCACGAUGAUUGAAUUUUCGUGAUUCUUUCAAUUCCUUUUGUUGUUCUUUUCGUGUGCGUCUUGUGCGGUUUGCAUGCCUGUGUGUCUCUCGUUCUCUUUUGCCCGAUUACAAAAGGGACUCGAAAGAGACUUUUUACGGAAGCCUAAAAAAAUUACGGAGAAACUCGGGGGAAAGGAACUUGGGUGAAAACAAAGCGUGGGUGGACCGAUGCAACAUUUUACAGCGUGAAUGCGCGCGCGGUCAUCCCUCUCUCUUUAUCGUUCUCUCACUCGCUCCUUCUCGAUUCCUUCUUUCUCCCAUUCUCCUUAGUCGCUCUCGGUUAGCGCGCGCGUAAGUGUUUGCAUAACAACACAAAUUCGAUUAAUUAACCUCGCCGGCCUCUCAAAUUUUAUCGUCGAAUUUUUUUCGGCCGAAACAUUUGAGCUUUUUUUCAUUUUCACGACGCGCCGAAUUCGUAUGGUUUCUCGCACUUUUACCGUACGCUUGGCACCCCACGCGUGCCUACGUGCAUCUUAAAGUGGGUCCUCUCAUCUUCUCGGCAUUCACUGUCUCAGCAAAAUUGGGUCUACCGUCGACCCCACGAUGGUGAUACGAUCCGAUGGUGGCAGCAACGAGAGCCCUCUACUCGUAGCAGAGGGUGGGACGGUGGGACAGCCUCACAGUCCUCACAGUAAACAGAGUCACAAUCACUCUCAUGUUAAUCCACAUGGAGGUCACAGUCACAAUCACGAUAAGCCGAAGCAGCUCAUCAAAUAUGGGGAAUUAGUCAUUUUGGGUUACAAUGGAUUUUUACCGCCGGGUGAUCGUGGACGGAGACGGAGCAAAUUCGUUCUCGUAAAAAGGCCAACACCCAACGGAGUCAAAAGAAGUAAACAUUACGUAGUCAAGACUCCUCACAGUUCCCAAGCUAUAUUGAAUACCCAGCAGCACUCCAUCUCGUACACGCUAUCGCGCACCCAGGCCGUUAUCGUUGAAUACACAGAGGACGAAGAUACCGACAUGUUUCAAAUUGGUCGGUCGUCCGAAUCACCGAUCGAUUUUGUAGUUAUGGACACUUGCCCGGGUGGGAGCGACACGGGACCAGCGAGCGAAAACCGAGUCGCCCAAAGCACCAUCAGCAGGUUCGCUUGCCGAAUUUUGACGGAUCGAUCGGAUCCUCGGGUAGCGAGAAUUUACGCCGCCGGUUUCGACAGCUCGAGAAAUAUUUUUUUAGGGGAGAAAGCGACAAAAUGGCAAGAAAAUCACGAAAUCGACGGUCUGACGACAAACGGAGUUUUAAUAAUGCAUCCACGCGGCCAAUUUUGCGGAGGCGAAGCCCAAUGCGGGUUUUGGCGCGAGGUCAGUGUCGGAGGUGGAGUUUUUUCCUUGAGAGAGAGCCGCAGUGCUCAACAGAAGGGCAACGUCGUCGAGGACGAGGACAAUGUUCUUCAGGAUGGAACCCUCAUCGAUCUUUGUGGCGCCACGUUACUUUGGCGAUCGGCCGAAGGUCUUUCCAAAUCCCCCACGAAACACGAUUUAGAGGAAUUGGUCGACGCGAUUAACGCUGGCAGACCGCAAUGUCCCGUCGGUCUAAAUACUCUCGUAAUACCUCGAAAGGCCGCCGCCGACUCGGCUCAACAACAGCCUUACGUUUAUCUUAGAUGUGGCCACGUUCAAGGCCAUCAUGACUGGGGCCAGGAAAAAGACAAAGCGACGAGGCGAUGUCCCAUGUGUCUCAUUGCCGGUCCGAUUGUUAAAUUGUGCAUGGGCAUCGAGCCCGCUUUCUACGUUGACAGCGGCCCACCCACUUAUGCCUUUAGUCCUUGCGGUCACAUGGCUACGGAAAAAACCGUCAAGUACUGGGAAAAGGUUGCGAUUCCGCACGGCACAAAUGGAUACAUUGCGAUUUGUCCUUUCUGCGCAGUUCCUUUGGAAGGCUCACCCGGAUACGUAAAGCUAAUCUUUCAAGACAACGUAGACUAAAAGAAACGAAAAAAAUUAUUUAACAAUCCACCGAACAACAUUCUUUUUCACCGAGCAAAUGAGCGUGCGUACCUAAGUAACUUUCGUAACUCAAUUCCUGAUCGCAAUACACGCCAAAGAUAAUUGAAUCCAUUUUUUUAUUGUCUUCCAUCAACGCGAUUCUUAAAUUUCCGAACAUUUGUCCAUUCAUGUCCGUACUGCUACCGCGAAAAAUCAUACAAUUUUCAUUUUUUUUCAGUACGACCAUGAAUUUAUUUAUUUUUAUACCAAUUUCAGUUUCAACAUUUUCUCGGAAACUUUUUUUCUUAUUGGAUGUCAAAGGGAUAUUAACAACUCGAAAAUCAUGGGGAAACAGGAUCGAAAACGACUCAGAAAUUUACGAAAUAAAAUUCAAAAGCACGUCUUUGAAUUCGAGGGAAAAAGUUUUCUCGCAUGCGAUCAAUUUGACAAAAAUAAACUGUAUUUUGCAGGUGCAGCUAAAUUGGGCAAUAUGGUAAUAACUACGAACAAGGACAGAGAAUUUUACCAAAAAUCAAAUGAAAAAUUGCAAAAAAAAAAUAUAAAAAAAGUAAAUCUGAAAAAAAGCACGUAACGAAUGAUAAUUCAAGUAAAAGACUGCUUAAAGUAUUGUGCGUGGAGGAAAAUUUCAUGUCGCUAAUUGACAUAAAGUUUUUUUUUAUUAAUUUAAAUUAAAUUAAACUAAAAUUAUAAAUAGUAA
Molecule: messenger RNA, 3500 nt
Organism: Venturia canescens
Lineage: Eukaryota; Metazoa; Arthropoda; Insecta; Hymenoptera; Ichneumonidae
Gene: Pli
Product: E3 ubiquitin-protein ligase pellino
Exons: 7
Coding region: 1403-2782 (459 amino acids)
Biological process (GO): regulation of Toll signaling pathway; protein polyubiquitination
Molecular function (GO): protein binding; ubiquitin protein ligase activity
Source: RefSeq, a predicted model, not a curated record